AUGUCAACUCUUUAUCUUACAGGACCUCAAAUCACAUAUGAUUCAUUUGAUAGUAAUGUUGCUAAGAAAUUAAAGGAUAUUUGUAAGGAAAUGGAAGUUUUGAUUAUUAACACUAAUUAAAAGUUUUCAAGCCUAUUGUAAAGUCAGUAAAAUAGCUUUUAUAAGGCAUUUAAAUUGGUUAUUGAACAAAUGUCUACAGAUUUUAAGAAUUUAUAAUAAAAAUUUGAUGAAUAUAUAACAUAUCAUGAAAACGAGACAGAAGUAAUAAAUUUAGUUAAUUUGAUUAGGUAGUAAAAACUUAAAAUAAAUUGAUUUUUUUUAGAGAUGAAUGUCAAGUUCUAAAUAAAUUAUGUAUAGAUUUGAAACAUUAAAAUCAAGAGUUAAAAUAGAAAGUUAAAGAACUUGAAUAAGUAAUAAAAUUAUUUUAUAAUAAAAGGAAAUCAAUAAUCAUAAAUUUAUAUUAGUUAAAUAAAUUAGUAAGAACUCAAAAAUAAAUGAAGAAAUUGAAAUUAUGAAAGUAUAAAUGUAAUUAUCUUAAUAAACAUAAUUAAUCAAUAAGAAUAAUGAUUAAAAUAUAACUAAUGAAAAGAAAUUAAAAGUUCCUCAUUUAAAAUUAAAUAAUAGAUAUCAUACAGAAUUUACAGAUUAUGAUCAUUAAAGUAUUAGUACAUUUAGCAAUAAAAAUUAAAUUAUCAAUCUUUAGAAAGAAACUAAAUAAAAGAAAAAUCUAUCAUUUAUUAACAAAACUAGUGAAGAGUUAACUAAUGCUCAAUCAAGCAAAUAAAAUUUAUAUCAUAUAGGUUAAUAUUAUAUAUCAUUAAGAUUAGAUUAAUUUUUUGAGAAAUCAUAUAAUUCCAGAACAAAAUCAUAACAACAUACUUUAAAAAAACUUGAGCAAACAGAACUCAGUUAAAAAAUACCAGAAAGAAGUUCUUCUAAUUUAAAAUAUAACAAAGUUAAUUCUUAAUAUUACAAAAAUAAUCCAUCCAUUUCCUGUUGA
Messenger RNA from Paramecium pentaurelia, 1000 nucleotides. NCBI's taxonomy places the organism in Eukaryota, Ciliophora, Oligohymenophorea, Peniculida, Parameciidae. The record is from the annotation of a GenBank genome assembly.